GUGGCACGAGGAGUCGAGCCGUCGCGCAACUUCACGUGUCACACAGCGCACACGUCGACGAACGUCGCGGAGCAAGAGGUAUUCCGGCUUGCAGCCGUGCAUCAUCGUAGACGUUCGAGAACAUCGGACACGUUCGGACGUGCGCAUACGGUGCGUAUGUGAACACGAGGAAACGCACUUUUAAACACAUUGUUGAAGGUACCUUUAAUCUGAGGGAAUUCGCUGAACGACGACGAUGGCACCAAAACAGAGAAUGCGCAUCGCCAACGAGAAGGCGACGAAGAACAUCACGCUACGUGGAAACGUUCCCAAGUCGUCGAAAUCACAAGAAGAAGGAUCUUCAGUUGGACCUUGGCUUCUAGCUCUGUUUCUCUUCUUAGUUUGUGGAUCUGCUGUAUUUCAAAUCAUCCAAAGUAUCAGGAUGGCUUGAAGAUGAUAAGGAAAAAAGAUACCACUGUUAAUCUUAACACAAACCAUUUACAACUCAUGAAUAUGUGGGAGAGACUGACAGACCAUUUUGAUAUAGAUUGUAAAAAGGAAGAAAGAUAUUACAGGAAUUGGAACAUCACUGUAACGAUAACAUCUGGAUAAUAGUUGGAAAACUAUUUUUCUUUUUGCAAAAAAGCUCAAAGAUUUAUUUAUACCACUUAUAUAUUUAUAAAUGCAUUUAUAAGCGUUUAACUCAAUUGUGCUACACAUAGACGAAAGAAGUACUCAUACAUAUGGCUUCAAAAAAAAAAAGAAACUUAAAACUAAGAAAACAAAACUAUAAAUAAUCAAUCUUAUUUCUAAUUUUCAGUCACGGUCAGAUUGUUUUGAUCAAGUUUCUGUUAAUACAAUUUUCUAUAUUGCUUUUUUUUUAGAUAUAUUCUUUCGUCCAUGGGUAAAUAAUAUAGUAAAUAAUUGUAUAUACACAAACAAUUUAUUGUAUGGAUUUCUCCUCAAGCAGGCUUGUCUAACUGACGACACAGGAGGUCGUCUCUAUCUAGUUAGACAGACCUAAAGCAUUCCACUGUAAGCAGUUGGUAGCUUCCUGUUAUCCAUAUGUUAUAAUGGCCUUUGUAUAAUGCUUAUGUAUUAUGAAUGAAGAGGAGAGAUAGGUCAUUUUUUUUAUACUUAUAAAAAUAUAUAUUAUACAUAAUAUUAAGGAUGAGUUAUCCAUAUUGAGCAUUUGCUAUUGGUAAUGCAUUGUCUCUUUUAACAAAGUAUAAUAAAUACAUAUAUUUAUGUGUAUAUAUUUUAAGUAACAAUAUAUACAUAUGAAUAUAUAUAUCUAGAUUGUUUUA
Odontomachus brunneus is the source of this 1286-nucleotide messenger RNA. RefSeq names its product stress-associated endoplasmic reticulum protein 2. Gene Ontology annotation, cellular component: endoplasmic reticulum. The coding region runs from base 236 to 430 and encodes 64 amino acids. Gene Ontology annotation, biological process: endoplasmic reticulum unfolded protein response. Lineage: Eukaryota; Metazoa; Arthropoda; Insecta; Hymenoptera; Formicidae. The record is from RefSeq and is a predicted model, not a curated record. The transcript is spliced from 3 exons.